AUGGAUUCUAAUUGGGAUUUUAAUGAAGUCUGUGUACCCGAAGACAGGUGCAAUUCAGUUUUUGAUAGCAAUAAUGCAUCCCAUUUUAAUAAUUUCAUUGGGGCAGCGGGUUUACUAGAGUAUCCGAUGGCGGGAAGAAGAUUUACUUUCUUGUCUGGCGAUGGUAAAAAGAUGAGUAAGAUAAAUAGAGCUUUAGUAAACAACGAAUUCAUAUCGAAGUGGCCAAAUGCAACAUUUAGAGCUUUGGAAAGAACAUUAUCAGAUCAUAGUCCGAUCAUAUUAGCCACUGAGACCACAGACUUCGGGCCUAUUUCAUUCAGAUUUUUUAACAGCUGGCUAGAGAUACCGGGGGUGGAAGAGGUGGUUAAAAAGGGCCUGACAUAUCAUGGGAAUGCACUAUUUAAAGAUCAGUUGCUGGGUUAUAAGCUAAAGGGGAUCAAGGAGGAGAUCAAAAUAUGGAGAAAAGCCUUGGCUGAAGAUAGAGGAUUGGAGGAAAAUGAAGUUGAACUUUGGAGAACAAGCAAAAACAAGGUUAGAGAGUGGUUCAGGAGGAAAGCCAAGGAUAUCCAGCAGAAAGCAAGGAGCAGGUGGAUAUUAGAUGGGGAUGAAAAUUCUAGAUACUUCCACACAAUUGUCAACUGCAACAUAGCAAGGAAUAAAUUAAACGGGCUAUGGAUCGACGGAAAUUGGAUUACCUGUCCAUUGGUUAUUAUGAAACACAUCCAAGAAAAUAUGAAAACGAAAUUUUUGGAACCUGUGGAAUCAAGGGCGAGAAUACCAUCGGAUGGUUUUUCGAAGAUUUCGGAGACAGAGGCAAAACAGUUAAUUGCUAAGUUCUCUAGAGAGGAAAUAAAGAAGGCUGUAUGGGAUUGUGGAUCGGAUAAGGCUCCGGGGCCCGAUGGUAUUACUUUUGCGGUAAUUAAAAAAUUCUAG
This is a messenger RNA of Helianthus annuus (common sunflower), 933 nucleotides long. RefSeq lists its product as uncharacterized. Lineage: Eukaryota; Viridiplantae; Streptophyta; Magnoliopsida; Asterales; Asteraceae. The coding region runs from base 1 to 933 and encodes 310 amino acids. The transcript has 2 exons. The record is from RefSeq and is a predicted model, not a curated record.